This is a messenger RNA of Megalopta genalis, 3967 nucleotides long. RefSeq names its product pre-mRNA processing factor 5 (gene Prp5). Lineage: Eukaryota; Metazoa; Arthropoda; Insecta; Hymenoptera; Halictidae. The record is from RefSeq and is a predicted model, not a curated record. Gene Ontology annotation, molecular function: nucleic acid binding; RNA helicase activity; ATP binding.
AGCACAAGCAAAGCGACAAUAAAUUGGCUUUGCGUUUGUAAACGAAAGCUGUUGCAUCGUGUAUUUCGUUAGGAAAUAAAAUCGAAGAGGAACACGCGAUAGAUGUUCCUGUAGCACAAACGUCCAAAUUUAGCGCUACAGCUAUUAACGUUUGAGCGGCAUCGCUAGUCAUGGUUCGGAGUAGUGACAAGGACAGGCAUCACAGACGACGGUCGAGAUCGAGAUCGAGAUCUCGGUCGGCCACACCGGAAAAGAAACGGCGACGGUCUAGGAGCAGAGAUAGAGACAGGGAUCGAGACAAGGGACGACAUCGGGAAAGAAGAAGUCGAUCUAGGGACAGGGACAGGGACAGGGGCGACAGAAGGGAACGCUCUGAAAGAGACAGGGAUCGCGACAGGAAACGUGGAGACAGUAAAGAAAAGCGUCUUACAGGCUCAAAGUCUUCACGUUCAGGCAAAGAUCGCUCGAACAGAUCUCGAUCCAGAGAGCGCAAGGAGAAGGAGAAGGGUGACAGUGAUGAGUUGCCGUUUGAUCACACUAAAUUGGACAAGGAGGAAGAACAGAAAAGAUUGGAAUUGGAAAUGCAAAAGAGAAGAGAAAGAAUAGAAAGGUGGAGAGCAGAAAGGAAAAAGAAAGAGCUGGAAGCCACAAAGAAAGACGGUAAGGCAUCCAUUUUAGCAAAUCUUCAGCUGCCUAUGAAAAAAUGGUCCCUCGAAGACGAUAGUGACGAAGAGACUCCCGUUGUUCAGAACAGCAACAAGGAAGUUAAAGAAGAAGGAGACGCGAAAGAGGAAAUCGAGGAAGUUAAGGAAGAAGCUAAGGAUGACGAGGAGGAAGUUGAUCCCCUGGACGCCUUCAUGGCAGAGGUUCAAGAAGAAGUUCGGAAGGUGAACAAACUGGACAAUAAAGGCGCAAAGAGUGCGAACAACGGAACAGGCACCGGAGGCACUCAGAGUGGAGGCGUAGUCAUAGUAACUGGUGUGGCCAAAAAGAAGGUGCAGAAACAGAAAGGCGAAUUGAUUGAACAGAAUCAAGAUGGUUUGGAAUAUUCCAGUGAAGAAGAAGGAGAGAAUUUGCACGAGACGGCCGCCGGAAUCGCGAACAAGCAGAAAAGGGAGCUAGCUAAAGUCGAUCAUGCGACGACCGAGUACCAACCAUUUAGAAAAUCAUUUUACGUCGAAGUACCUGAGAUAGCGAGAAUGACGCCGGAAGAAGUGGAAGCGUAUAAGGAGGAGCUAGAGGGCAUCCGCGUGAAAGGAAAGGGUUGUCCGAAACCUAUUAAAUCCUGGGCACAGUGUGGCGUGACGAAGAAGGAGCUGGAAGUGCUGAAGAAGCUGGGCUAUGAAAAGCCAACACCAAUUCAGUGCCAAGCUAUACCUGCGAUUAUGUCUGGCCGCGAUUUGAUAGGUAUAGCGAAGACUGGGAGCGGGAAGACAUUAGCUUUUCUACUACCAAUGUUUAGACACAUUCUUGACCAACCCCCGCUGGCAGACGGCGAUGGUCCAAUCGCGUUGAUCAUGACUCCCACUAGGGAACUGUGCAUGCAGAUCGGCAGAGAUUCGAAGAAAUUCACCAAGUCUUUAGGCUUAUCCCAUGUCUGCGUCUAUGGUGGAACCGGGAUAUCCGAGCAAAUAGCGGAGCUGAAGAGGGGUGCAGAAAUAAUUGUCUGCACACCCGGUAGAAUGAUUGAUAUGCUCGCAGCGAACAGUGGCAGGGUAACGAACUUGCGUAGAGUGACUUACGUAGUACUUGACGAGGCUGACAGGAUGUUCGACAUGGGUUUUGAGCCGCAGGUGAUGAGAAUCAUGGAGAACGUUCGACCGGAUCGUCAAACUGUUCUCUUCAGCGCAACAUUCCCUAGACAGAUGGAAGCUCUGGCUAGAAGGAUUCUUACCAGACCCGUAGAAGUUCAAGUUGGAGGUCGGUCCAUCGUCUGCAAGGAUGUUGAGCAACACGUAGUUGUUUUGGAAGAGGAUCAGAAGUUCUACAAACUGCUGGAGAUUCUAGGACACUACCAGGAUAAGGGUUCCACUAUAAUAUUCGUGGAUAAACAGGAAAAUGCAGAUACUCUUCUGAAAGACCUCAUGAAAGCUUCCUACUCUUGCAUGUCUCUUCACGGUGGAAUCGAUCAAUGCGAUAGAGAUUCGACGAUAUUGGAUUUCAAGGCUGGUAGAACGAAACUGUUGGUUGCUACUUCCGUCGCUGCGAGGGGUUUAGACGUAAAGCAUCUUGUUCUCGUGGUAAACUAUGAUUGUCCCAAUCAUUAUGAGGAUUAUGUGCACAGAUGUGGGAGGACAGGAAGAGCUGGCAACAAGGGAUAUGCCUACACGUUCAUCACGCCAGAACAAGAACGUUACGCCGGCGACAUUUUACGUGCCCACGAAUUGGCUGGUGUUCCUGUACCAGAACCGUUGCGCCAACUCUGGGAAGGUUACAAGGCCAGACAAGCUGCUGACGGCAAGAAGGUGCACACAGGAGGCGGUUUCAGUGGCAAAGGCUUUAAGUUCGACGAAUCGGAAGCGGCGUUAGCAAACGAAAAGAAGAAGUUCCAGAAGGCAGCGUUAGGUUUGCAGGACUCUGACGACGAGGAUAUAGAAAAUGAUAUAGACCAGCAGAUUGAGAGCAUGUUGGCACCGAAGAGAACCGUGAGGGAGAUCGCUAGGCCGUCUGCUACCAACAUCGCUGUCCCUGGUCAGCCAGUGCCUAGUGCAACUGACAAAUUGGAACUAGCCAGACGAUUGGCGUCCAAGAUCAACAUAGCCAAGAACUUGGGUGCUGAAGCGAAGGGUGCGACUCAACAAGCUGCCGAGGCUAUUCUGAAGGGAGCUGGGCCUACAAACCUUAUUACAGCAAAGACGGUCGCGGAGCAGUUGGCAGCCAAGCUGAACACCAAGUUGAACUAUCAGCCUAGAGAAGAGGACCUUGUGGAGAGCGACGCGGAGGCUGGCGAACAGACCUUCCGGAAGUACGAGGAGGAACUAGAGAUCAAUGAUUUCCCGCAGCAGGCUAGGUGGCGAGUGACCAGCAAGGAGGCUCUGGCGCAGAUCUCAGAAUAUUCUGAGGCUGGUCUGACGGUUAGGGGAACGUAUAUAGCCCCCGGCAAGGCUCCGCCGGAAGGAGAGCGAAAACUAUAUCUUGCUAUAGAGUCCACUAGUGAAUUAGCCGUCAGCAAGGCCAAGGCUGAGGUCUCGCGGCUUAUCAAGGAAGAAUUGAUCAAGCUACAGGCAUCGGGCGCCCACACCGGCUCCCGUGGUCGAUACAAAGUGUUGUAAAGAACCAUCCCUCGCUGUACAUGCUAACAUUACGCACUACAGUACUAUGAAUUCACUGGACUGCGUACGAGUAAAAUUAGAAAUUUAUUAUUAAACUUAUAAAUGACUACACAAACACUUUGUAUUUAACGGUACAAUAACGAAGUAUACUUAACAAUUACGGAAGAUAUCGAUCCUGUCAAUAAUUUUUCUGUGAGCGAUCCGAGUCUGCGAAGUUCACGAUUCUUUAGCCUCGGAUCGAGCGCGGUUCGCCGAUAGUACAGUGCGCGUUCGAUAAAUAGCCGUCGACUGCUUCCGAAAUGGGUUCGAUCGAAUAACCGCGAUGGUUAGAACUAGCUCGUAACACAGUGAUAAUUAUUUUACAGGUAGAUGAGCUUUGAAUAUUUUAGCACUGUUAGGACAUUUCCAUACCAUGAAGCAAACAAUUUUGUAACUGUUCAAGUAGGAAUACUUAUCGAAUGCUCACUGUAUUUCGAACCGCGUUGCUUGUAACGUUCGCCGGUGUAUUUUCUAUCGACUAUCUGCGAAGAAUACAGCGGGAGGCUCGGCGGGCACGUUGUUUGGUAACUUAAGUUAGGAGACUUUAUUUACAACCCGCAUGGCCGCCCACGCUUUUCAGGCGGCCAUCCUUUUGUACACGUUCCACCUGCUCCCAUUUCUUUGGCAAUAUUAAAAGAUCGAUGAAAAUACAACUA